Molecule: messenger RNA, 4103 nt
Organism: Solea solea (common sole)
Lineage: Eukaryota; Metazoa; Chordata; Actinopteri; Pleuronectiformes; Soleidae
Gene: crkl
Product: v-crk avian sarcoma virus CT10 oncogene homolog-like
Exons: 3
Coding region: 934-1851 (305 amino acids)
Biological process (GO): positive regulation of ERK1 and ERK2 cascade
Molecular function (GO): protein binding
Source: RefSeq, a predicted model, not a curated record
GGACCUGCCCUCCCGUCGCCAUUUUUCGGUCUCGUACUCGCACUUCUGGUGGCUCGGCUGAGGGGGGGGGACGAGCACAAACGAGGGAACGCAUAAAAUACCGAAUCGUUGCGGAGGGGACCCCUCGUGAGCAGCCGGGAACGCACGCCGGAGCCGCUGCGCAGCGUUCUGUCCCCAAAGAGAUGCACGCGCCGGACCCGAGCCGUUGCCGCGAGACAAUUUUUUGUGUGAAGACGUGUUGCGGGCCGCCAUUUUUUUCCGCUGCCGCUGCCUCCAAAGUCUGCUCUCGCGCAAGAAAGGGAUUCAAAAAGCGUUUAUCCCUCACGCGUGAGAUAUAAGAAGACCGCAAGUGAUCGUUCCCGACCCGCAGCUACUGGCUACGUUUGGCAGACGUGAGUGGGAUGCGAGAUGAAAAACUGAGGCCACCUUUUCCGUUCUCAUAACUGACACACAGUGAGUGGAGGAGAUACAUUUAUUAGAAGAGGAGCCUGGUGUUUUCUCGGAAGGCGGAACGAAAAGGGGAAGCUUCCUUGAUCAUUUGUUUCUUUGGCCUCCGUCGAAGUCUGUACACGUUUUUUUUGUUUAUUUCUUCUGUUCUAUUUUGGUCGCUUCAGCCAUUGCCUGCGGAUCACAGGAACCACAUUAUGCUCCAAAGUUGGCUCCAACCAGUCGCAGCCUGUUUCUGAAAACGUCCGGUUGUUGUUUUGUUGUUGUUAUUAGUUGGUUUCCCCCGGUGCCUGCGUCGUUUGUGUAAGAAAACAGUCCAAAUCCUCAACAGGGCGACAGACGCCCUGCCCUGCAUCUUCCAAACCUCGCUAUUUGCUGUGAUUGGCCAUCCCAGCACGCAUUCACGUUUUAAGUUAUUGUAUAGUCUGCUUUGUAGUUUUUUUUUUCUUGUUAUUGGACUGAUAUUAACUUAUUUUUGAUUAGAAAAUGUCUGCUCGGUUCGAUUCGUCCGAUCGAUCCGCCUGGUAUUUUGGACCAGUGUCACGACAUGAGACACAGAAUAGGUUACAAGGACAGAGACAUGGUAUGUUCCUGGUUCGGGACUCGUCGACUUGUCCAGGCGACUACGUGCUGUCAGUGUCUGAAAACUCCAAAGUGUCUCAUUAUAUAAUCAACUCCUUACCCAGCAAGAGGUUCAAGAUAGGCGACCAGGAGUUUGAACACCUCGCAGCUCUGCUGGAGUUCUACAAAAUCCAUUACCUGGACACCACGACUCUAAUAGAGCCAGCACCCAGGUACCCAUGCACAGGGAUUGGUUCCAUCCAGCCCAUGGGUGGCCCAGAGGAGAACGUGGAGUAUGUGCGGACUCUAUACGACUUCACAGGCAGUGAUGCAGAGGACCUCCCCUUCAAGAAGGGGGAGAUUCUCAUCAUCCUGGAGAAGCCAGAGGAGCAGUGGUGGAGUGCCAAGAGUAAAGAAGGGCGUGUGGGCAUGAUCCCUGUCCCCUAUGUGGAGAAAGUGGUACGACCUUCACCUCACUCUGGUCAGCCAUCCCACGGGUCUCGUAAUUCCAACAGCUAUGGGAUCCCAGAGCCGUCUCACGCCCUCGUCCAUGCAUAUGCUCAGCCCCAGACGCCUUCACCAUUGCCCCCUGGUACACCUGGAGCCGUUAUCGCUCCUCUGCCGUCCAUGCAGAACGGCCCGGUCAUGGCAAAGGCCAUUCAGAGACGAGUGCCGUGUGCCUAUGAUAAAACGGCUCUUGCUCUAGAGGUUGGCGACAUCGUGAAGGUUACGCGGAUGAACAUAAGCGGUCAGUGGGAGGGAGAGGUGAAUGGACGAAGGGGCCUUUUCCCAUUCACGCACGUCAAAAUCAUAGACCCGCAGAAUCCCGACGAGAGUGACUGACCCUCCACUGGAACCUCUUGUCCGGUGUCGAUGUGUAAACCCAACUCUGCCGUGUCACCAUGGUUACGUGCUUGCUUGCUGUGGGGUGGGGGGGGGGGGGCUGUGCCAUGAUCGCCUCAAAUCCCUCUCGUUGCCAACCGUUGCAAGGCUUUCGGACUGUUUACAGUUUUUUGGACUUUGGAUUCAAACUAAAAAAAAACCUGACCCCCCCCCCCCCACACACACACACACUUCUCACGGUCCCCUUUCCCAGUUCUUGGUUCCAAGCUGGGCAGUGUUUUUUGCAUUAGUGUCCUUUUCAUUUCCAGAUCACUGGGCAUCAGUGUGUGUGAGCGAGUGUGUGUGUGUGUGUGUGUGUGUGUUUAAGUACAAGUACAAGUGCAUGUGAGUUAGGUCUGUGUUCACAAUAGAUAUUUACCACAUCAGUCUGUUUUUUUUAAAUUUGAUUUUGAGUAUUUGUUAUGUUUAAAAGUCUUGGGGACUUUUAGAAAGUGUUGGUGUGCAUUCGUUUAGUUGACAGGAAGACAUUUUGUAUGAAGUAGGGAAAACUUGAGUUGUCCCUAUUGACAUGGGAGAGAGCACUGAGGCUAAGGCGCCAACAGCCAGUCGAGUCAUUUCUCCAAACAAUCAACAAGUCACUUUUUGUACCUUUUAACGUCCCACAGUCACACACCUUUUGUCCAUGAGGAUUUCAUUUUGACAGUUCCUUGGUGUGUGUGUGUGUGUGUGUGUGUGUGUGUGUGUGUGUGUGUGUGUGUGUGUGAUUUGGAGUUGGAAAACCAUGGUUGUAACAUUCUAAAUCCCUUAGUCACAUCUAACCUGGAGUCUGGCUCACAAGACUUAUUUAUCUUUUGUGUAAUAAGACACGAUGCAGCAGCCACAUGUGGUUCCAUCUCCUUAUUUGUGCCAUGUGAUCAACAAUAAUUUUGUGUGUUUUAUUUUGUUUUAAUUUUUCCGACGUCAAAAAGAUGCAUUGUGGGGUGGUGAUAUUUUUUUUUAUUUUUUUUUAUUUUUUUUUGCAUGUCCUCCCGUUACCCCCCUUUACUUUUCUUCAUCUAGUUUUAUUUGGAACUAAAAACACGGACAUUAGCAGGUUUUUAGUGCCAACAAGCACUGGGAGAUAAAUAUAAGUCGUUGUUGCAGUUGAGCGCCGAGCUUUAAACAGCUAGCUUAAAAAAAAAAAAAAAACACACACAGCGUGGACACUUGGACUUAAGGCUUUACUGGGGGGGUGAGACGCUCCACUAUCAGUGGCGCAGGUCAGGAAAGGAGAAAUAGUCUCAGCAAGCCAAUGAGAUCCCAUUAAUGCCUUUGUUGAGAAAGUACGAUGAAUGCAUCUUUUAGUGCAUGCAGUCCUCUCUAACCUUCCGUCGAUGACAGUUAGGCCUUUUCGAAACUGCUUUAUCCCGGUCUGUGCACAAUUUCUGGCUCUCUUUUAUGCAAACUUGACUCCUGUCUGGAGUCGAGGAAAGUGUCUUUGUUCAUAUUGUGCUGCGAAUCAAUUCAGUUUGGGCUGAGAGUGAAAGCAUUGUGAACAUAAUUGCUGAUCCCUUUCAUCUCUGCUGUAUUUAAAAGAAUAACUUUUUUUGUGCCCCCCCCCCCCGCGCGCUCUCUGUUAAAAAUCAUUGCUCAGCCACGUUCACUGCCGAGUAGUAUUGUGCAGCUUUUUAGUUGUAUCAGUUUGUUCUUUUUAGUUUAUUCAAGAUUCUAGUCAGGCUAUGAAAUCAUGCAUAAAUUAAAAUGAGUGAUAUUAUUAAACAAAAGUACCUAAAGUGACAUUUACAAAAGGGAAAUAUGCCUGCUGGUUACCUCUGUGCAUGACCUCUUGGCUGGGUUCAUGGUUCUGCCCGGCCAAAUGCUGCUUAAUGUCAUUUAUUUCCUUAUUAUUAAAGAAAAGUUUCUCUCAUUUUUAACCCCCUCCCAGUCCGGGCAAAACAAAACCCGCGUGGGUUUUUCCUCAUCAGACAUUAAUGACAUCUACUAAUUAAGCAAUACACCCGGAUUAGCUCCCUUCUUGCGGUGAACUUGCUUUUCUCGUGCUUCUGAGUUGUUUUGUAAUGGCAUUAACAGUAUUACUGUGCUCUUUUCUCCAUACUCUAGGAAAGCCUGUCUUUACUUAAGAAUUGAAAAUUGUGCCUUUUAUUUUCUUAAUACCAUUUACAUGUGUUAAUAUUUCCCAUGGUUAACACCUGUGCUGGUAUCGACCCUUUAUGUACAGAACAAGUAAAUAAAAUUUACGUCUACUUCUUUAA